AUAACCUUAGGAUCAUUCAGAAAAAAUAACUAAAUUUUCUUUUUCUUAUAGACAACGAAGUUAAUUAACAAGAGCAUCCGGAAGGGCAUGCAGAACUACUAUGAUGACCUGGACUUUAAGAACAUCAUGGACUAUGUUCAAAAGAAGUUUAAGUGUUGUGGGGGAGCAGAUUAUAAGGACUGGGAAGUCAAUAUGUACCACAACUGUUCUGCACCCGGACCGCUCGCCUGUGGAGUCCCGUACACCUGCUGUGCCACCUCUAAGCCCAAUGAAGUGCCGAACACCUUGUGUGGCUCCAAAGCUUUGGAAGCACAGGGCCCUGGGACUACCAUCUACCAGACAGGCUGCACUGAUGGGUUCCUGUUGUGGGUAGAAGAAAACUACUUAAUUAUUGGAGGAUUGCUGCUGGCGAUCGUAGUACCUCAGGUAUUCGGUAUAGUUUGCACCUACUUUUAUGUAUCCCAAAUCGAGCAGAUGGAAGAAAACGCACUAACAAGUGGAAAGAAGCCACCCCGUAUGUUUAAAAUGUUCAUGCCACAAUGAAAAUGACGAUGACAAACACAAACUUGGAGCUUAAGGCUUGAUAUGUUGUGUGUAUGGCAGUUAGGCUUUUUCCAGAGUUCAAUAUUCUCUCUCUAAAUUCUGUGUUAUCUGUUCAGUUUAAAUUUUUGAAUUUACAAAAGGUAAAUAAAAGGGCAUUUCAGCUGCAUUCUGCCUCAGACCAGCUCAGGGAUUCACCAGAUAAACACCAAAGUAACCGCUGUCUACCUGUUUGUAUACCUACCUACUCGCUGCUGGCGCUCUGCUGCAGGAACGAGUCACAUGUUGUUUUUCAAGUGCAUGAACGAUAGCAUUGGAGGUUUGGUAAAUAAAUCUUAACCAAGAAAGUGUCUUCCUAGAAUCACAUUUGGUGAAACAAGCAUCACAGAUUUAAAAACUCAACUUUACUAGUUGAAAUAUUUGAUUACGUUUGUGUGUUCUUUUUUUAUGAUUUAUCUUUGUAACCUUUGGAGAUUGUGGGACAUGUGUUAGUUUGAAUAAACGUAGAAGGUUUACUUCUUUUUGGGAACUUUAGUUUGGUGUAAGUAUGAAUCAUUUUAGUUUUUUUAGGUUUUGAUGUAAACAUUUAUAAUUGAAGUUAAAACAAACUGUGACAUUGUUUUUUUUUUAUUAGACUUCAAGCAUGAAAAUAACUUCUUAGUAGUAAAGCUGCAUAUCGGUGUUAAUUAUAACUUAAAUAUUUGUAAAACAAUUCGACUCCAGCAGUCUUCUGCAUCAAAACUUAAUAAAAAUGGAAGAAAAUUAUGAAUUUUUUGAAGUUCUGUAUAAUUAUUCAAUGAGACUUCACAGUAUAAGGGGAUUUUUUAACCUGCAUGCAUAUAGACAAAUUAAACCUUUUUUAUGAUUAAAAGGAACCUUUUAUUGACAUGAAAAUAUUGUGGAGAUAUUCUGUAAAGCGUAAUACAAUGCAAAUGUUAUUCCUGCAGGGAAAUGUGCUGAAACUGUUUCUACAGUAUUCCAUCAUUGUUACACUUUAGUAAAAUGAAUGAUCUGUUCAUCAAUUUUUAAAUGACUCCUCAUGUAGAGGGGCAGCAUCCUCUUCAUCCAGUUGUCAUUAAUCUGGACAUCUAAUUACUUUUUUGAAUUUUUUUGUGUUGAAAAAUCAAAUGAAUAAAUUGUUUGAAAAAUGCAGUUUUUCUUUUUUUUGAUGUUGUUUCUGUUAAAGGAUAUUUGGUGUUUGGACAUGGUAAAUAAAUGAUAGAUGACAUCACA
Oryzias melastigma (Indian medaka) is the source of this 1773-nucleotide messenger RNA. RefSeq names its product tetraspanin-15. The record is from RefSeq and is a predicted model, not a curated record. Gene Ontology annotation, cellular component: membrane. The transcript is spliced from 5 exons. The coding region runs from base 88 to 543 and encodes 151 amino acids. Lineage: Eukaryota; Metazoa; Chordata; Actinopteri; Beloniformes; Adrianichthyidae.